Thlaspi arvense is the source of this 1269-nucleotide messenger RNA. NCBI's taxonomy places the organism in Eukaryota, Viridiplantae, Streptophyta, Magnoliopsida, Brassicales, Brassicaceae. The record is from the annotation of a GenBank genome assembly.
AUGAGACGCUCCUUUCUUCUUCUUCGAGCAAAAAAUCUUCGCGCCGCCGAGAGAAACAGCCAGAGAGAGAGCGAGAUGGGGAAGAAAUCGAAGACUUCAAGGAAAGGGAAAAAAGCAUGGAGAGCUAACAUAAGCACCGAAGACAUUGAAGAUUUCUUCGAGAAAACCACCAAAGACGCUCUCUCCGGUGGCAAUCUCUCCGCCGCUCCAAGCGAGGACCUCUUCCGCGUCGAUAAAUCUCAUGACCUUCCGGUGAAACGAAAGAUUGAGAAACAUAGAGAGAGAUUGCUUCGUUGCGACAGUGUUUUGAAGAAAAACCCAUUUGUCCAGUCAGUGUCGUCUUCGAAGCCAAAGUCAAAGAUUAGUAAGAAGACGAUCGUUGCAGAUAGCAAAACACCUAAACAAGCCUCAAAGAAUGUUGGUGACGAUUCUGUAAUGGUGGACUUGUGGGGUGAUGAUAGUGAAGGUUGGUUUGAUGAAAAUAACUCUACUUUAUUCUCAGUUCUUUUGGGAGAACGUGAGAGCAAACCUAGAAAGGUUUCGAAAAUGACUUCGACUAUUCCCGCAGUAGAAGUUGAUCAUGAAGGUUGCUCAUACAACCCAACUCCUGAAAGUCACGAGGAUAUGUUGGCUGCAGCCGUUGCUCAAGAAAUGCAGAAAGUUUACAAAACUGAGUUAGGGCCUGAGCCAGUUCCUUUGACUAUUGACAGCGACGCAAUCAUUGAAGACGAGGCGGGUCUUUUGAGUGUGUGUAAUAGAAUAAUUAAUGGAAAGACGACUUACUUUCUUGGAGUGGACAAUGCUAGUGAAGGCGAAGACGACGCAGACGUUGAAAAUGAAGGGUCUGAGGCUGGAAAUAAAAUCGCAAGAACAACAAAGAGGGUAACACGCGUGAUAAUGAAUAAGCGUUCCAGACAAAAGGCACUGCGAAAGAAGGAGAUAAAGGAGAAGUAUGAACAGAAGCUAUCAACCGAAAUUGACAGCCUGCCCAACAUCUUAGAAGAAAUAGCCAAAGAAGAUGAGGAAAAAAUGAACAAACGCAUACGACGGACUAUCGCUAAGCAUGAUGUGCUGAAGAUACGUCCUCCUCGUUUGGGAAAGCACAAAUUUGAGGCAGCUCCUGUUCAAGUCCUCUUGAAAGAAGAGAAAGAAGAGAUUAAUGGGUCGCUUCGUAAGCUAAAGGCUUGUUGCACGCUUGCAAGAGAUCGAUUCAAGAGCCUCGAGAAGCGAGGAAUACUUGUUCCGACAAAGCACAUUACAAGGAACUAA